Doryrhamphus excisus (bluestripe pipefish) is the source of this 2336-nucleotide messenger RNA. It is a transcript of the gene plxdc2b, whose product is annotated as plexin domain containing 2b. Lineage: Eukaryota; Metazoa; Chordata; Actinopteri; Syngnathiformes; Syngnathidae. The record is from RefSeq and is a predicted model, not a curated record.
GGCGUGCACGGAACUUUUGCUGUGGUCACAUCUCAUAUUUGUUUGAUAUUUCUUCUUCGCUUGGGUUGCUAAAAUCAGCCUUCUGUCCGCCUGGACGGCAAAAGGACAGCACGUCUUUCGGACAUGGCGCUGGACAGGAGACUGGACCUGCUGCUCGGACUUGUCCUGUUUGUGCAGUGUGUGCACGACGCGGGAGCCCAGCUCGCAGACUGGACCGGCGUUCCCUACUCAUUCGGACAAGACGGGCAGGACGUGCAGGUGGACAUGAAGACGUACACUCAGCGAUGGCGGAGAUGGCUUCCAAACAGUGCACGUAGCAUGGACACCAACAGGGCCAGUCAGGAGGAAGAGGAGGACGAGGAAGAGGAUGGCUUCCCAGGUCUGAUGUCGGCAGAGGACGCUGACAACAGCUCGCACAUUGAAGAGGACACAGACCACAACUACUACACAUCCAAAAGAUACGGGCCAUCCGACCCCAUGAGCAAAGGCUUGUGGGUGAACAUUGAGCAGAUGGACAAAGAGAAAGUGAAGAUUCACGGAAUUCUGUCCAACACGCACAGACAAGCAGCGAGAGUCAAUUUGUCCUUCGAUUUCCCUUUUUAUGGACAUCUCCUGCGUGAAAUCACCGUGGCAACUGGUGGGUUCAUCUACACAGGCGACGUGGUGCACCGUAUGCUAACCGCCACACAAUACAUUGCUCCUCUUAUGGCCAACUUUGACCCCAGUGUGUCCAGAAACUCUACCGUCAUAUACUUUGACAAUGGUACUUCUCUGGUGGUGCAGUGGGACCAUGUCCACCUUCAGGACAACUACAACCUGGGUAGCUUCACCUUCCAGGCCACGCUGCACGACAGCGGUCGCAUUGUCUUCGCUUACAAAGAGAUCCCCAUCGAGGUGUCACAGAUCAGCUCCGUCAAUCACCCGGUGAAGGUGGGCCUCUCCGACGCCUUCGUGGUGCUCCACAAAAUCCAGCAGAUACCCAACGUGAGGCGGAGAACCAUCUACGAGUACCACCGCGUGGAGCUGACCAAACUCAAGAUCACCAACGCCACGGCCGUGGAAAUGACACCUCUCCCCACGUGUCUUCAGUUCAGCACGUGUGGAGCGUGCAUCUCCUCGCAGAUUAACUUCAACUGUAGCUGGUGCCAUCGACUCAACAGAUGUUCCAGUGGAUUUGACCGCCAUCGGCAGGACUGGGUAGACCAUAGCUGUCCAGAUGAGACGAAGGACAAGAUGUGUGACAUUAUUGACACCACGUACCUCUACCCCAAAACCACCUCCAUUGCUGCCAAAACCACACCGGGGAGCAAAGACGCCCCACCCUCCAGCUCACAGCCUCCCACCAGCGCCCCCACUGAAGACGAUACGAAGAUCGCGCUGCACCUUCGAGAAAACCAAGUGAUGCCAGUGGACAGCAUGGCAGACAGGAAGACGGGCACACAUCCCCUGCACACAGGUUUGAUUCUGGGGGUCCUCCUGGUGAUGCUGAUCCUGGUGGUGGGCGUGCUGGUCUACAUCUACCAUCACCCCACCUCGGCCGCCAGCCUCUUCCUCAUGGAGAGACGACCCAGCAGGUGGCCAGCCAUGAAGUUCCGUCGGGGUUCGGGUCGUCCGGCGUAUGCGGAGGUGGAGCCUGCGGGUCAGGAGAAGGAGGGCUUCAUCGUUUGUGAGCAAUGCUGAGGGAUCGCAUUCCCACUGCCACGCCACCCCCCUAUUUUAUUUUUCCAAUUUAGCCCUCCUCAUUAUGAUUGAGGACUUGCUCCUGAACCUGAACCUGGACCUGGUCCUAAACAAGGAAAGGGACCUGGACAUGCACAUGACAAGGAACUUCUUGUAGCAUGGAACUAAGGGUUUUUUGGGGGGGUGGGGUGCUGUCAUUGCCAUGGAGAUGUGAUGAUCCCGCCAACGUCCUUCUUUGUCUGUUUACUGUCCCCUACUGCUUUUAAAGAGAACUGCAGGCUGGACUAACUUUCUGCAGUGUUGGAGCACAAAGUCCAAAUGUAAAAAAAAUGUUUUAGUCCUUUGAAACAUAAUCUUCUUUAUUCUUACUUUUGGCAUUUUUUGCUUUAGGAGUUUGCACUUUUUUCCAGGUGGUACUAAUGCAACUUGACAAGACAGGCGCUCGUGUGUGUGUGUGUGUGUGUGUGUGUGUGUGUGUGUGUGUGUGCAAUGAAUUUAUUUUCCAAGUGUGUGUGUCUGUGUGUGAGAUGAAUUUAUUUUCUAGGUGUGUGUGUGUGUGUGUGAAUGGACAAAGACACAAAAAGACAGUUUGCUUGAAUUGUAACUAGGCAGGAAACAGCUGGUGCGUUUCUUUGAAUGAAGCAUUGGUGUGCUCA